CAGAGGACAGGCCAGUCCCUCACAGCUCGUCCCAACGCAACAGAUUGUUAUUUUGCUUGUGCCGUGCUCUUGUGCCGCGGGUUGAGUAUGAACCUCAGUCUUCCUGAUCAGAGCAUGCACGGCUCGGGUGAGGGCGGUCUAGACGAGGACAAGCCUGAGGUCCUGCUUCCCUGCUUCAGAAGAAACAUGUAUGAGGAGCCCCUGCCCUCCACACCCUACUCCAGCGGCUCCAUCAUCUCCCAGCUCCUGAGAAAGACCCUCCCGGCAAAGAGAGCCAUGGAGGAGGGACACUACUACCUGUGCAGUGCCGACUCUGGCCAGGAGGACCGCAGCAGUGUCUCCUCCAAGGACAGCAUGGCAGAGGCAGCAUCCCCCAAUGUGUCCACGGGGGCCAGCUUGGAGGGGGAGCAUCCCAUCAGUGACCACCUGCAGGCAAAGAGAGCAAGAGUGGAGAACAUCAUCCGUGUGAUGGCUGGCUCUCCAACCAGCCGGCCGCACGGGGAUGUCGAUAAGUCCGAAGUGGAGGUGAGAGAGGGGAGGGAAGUUAGAGACCCCUACAGGGAGAACAAACGGAAACAACGACUGCCCCAACAUCAGGAACACAAUUUAGACGUGGGUCGAAAAUUAGGACGUGACAGCAGCAGUAAAGAUGAGGAGUGCCACAGACUUAAAGAGCAACUCCACAGCAUGCAGCGACUCCUUCAACAACUGCAGGAAAAGUUUCUACAAGUUUAUAACCAAGAAGAUCCAGAUGACGAAAUGAACUUAGAUGAGAGCACAGAGUCGAGGUAUGUCAGCUCUGAGGAAGAUUUUGACAGGAAGAAUACUAGAGUGGCUGCAGAGUGUAAGGAUAGGGUCAAAUUAAGCUACAUAAGGGACAGUUUAGAAGACACAUUGAAGGAGGAGCUGUCCCGAGCCGUGGGCGAGUGCGUGGAUCGAGUUUUCCGAAAGAUGACACCUACAGGGCUGGACAUGUCACCUCCUCAGCGCAUGUGCUCCUCUCCAGAUAUCAGUGUGGAGAGAAAGGCAAUUCAGGAGCCAGCCCAAAGCGAUGACACGCAAAUCAAAACUCACUCCUUAGAUUAUUAUGAAGAGUCCCACAGCCCCCAGGAUCAAACCGAGGCUCUGUCGCUGGUGGUCCGUAAGCCUGUCGUGACUCCCCUCAGCGCCCCGUCAGUGAAAAGACCCUUUCCCGUGCACCAGUCGCCCUUCCAGUUCAACUACAGUGCCCCGCUCCAUGACAGUCAGAUCCUGGAGCACCUGUUGAAGUAUGGCCCGCACUCCAACUUCCUCCCCUGCAUGCCCACAGCUGCUGCGAUGGACAGGGGCUCUCCAGACACGGUCGAUCUGCCCUGGGACGCCAUCGCCAUGAGGUCAAAGGUCACAUCGGGACACCUAGGUCAUCACCCGCGCCCCUCUGCUCUUGGGCCGGUCACUGUGGACAACCUGUGUCUGCCCCACGUCAAGCUGGAGUGUGCGGAGCUGCAGGGCAUGGCUGAGCGGAAUCCGUACAUGUCACUCAAUAUCCAGGAGGGUCUCACGCCCAGCCAUCUGAAGAAGGCCAAGCUCAUGUUCUUCUACACCCGCUACCCCAGCUCCAAUGUGCUCAAGACCUACUUUCCAGACGUCAAGUUCAACCGCUGCAUCACCUCUCAGCUGAUCAAGUGGUUUAGUAACUUCAGGGAGUUCUACUACAUCCAGAUGGAGAAGUUUGCGAGGCAGGCCAUUGUAGACGGGGUGGGGGACGUGAAGGACAUCACUGUCAGCAGAGACUCAGAGCUGUUUCGAGCACUCAACAUGCACUACAACAAAGCCAACGACUUCCAUGUUCCAGAGCGAUUCCUGGAGGUUGCAGAAAUCACUCUCCACGAGUUUUACAACGCCAUCUCUGCCUCCAAAGACUCGGACCCCUCCUGGAAGAAGGCCAUCUAUAAGGUGAUCUGUAAACUGGACAGUGAGGUCCCAGAAGAGUUCAAGACGUCUUCCUAUUUAUAAACAUGGCUGCCAAUCGACUGCUUAUAUAGUGCUUUUUAGUGAAGUGGAAUGUAGAUACUAAGAACUAUAGCUGUACACACCUGUAAAUCUGUUAGUGAAUGCUGUUGUGUUUUGUUGAUUUGAUUUUUAGUGUUUCUUUGGUUUGAAAUGUUCAAACUAAAAUGUAAAUAUGAAAUGUUUACAAAGGUUUAACUGUGAAAUCUGGCACAAUUGAAGUU
Periophthalmus magnuspinnatus is the source of this 2213-nucleotide messenger RNA. It is a transcript of the gene prox2, whose product is annotated as prospero homeobox 2. Gene Ontology annotation, biological process: regulation of transcription by RNA polymerase II. Bases 88 to 1995 code for a protein of 635 amino acids. Gene Ontology annotation, molecular function: RNA polymerase II cis-regulatory region sequence-specific DNA binding; DNA-binding transcription factor activity, RNA polymerase II-specific. The transcript has 6 exons. NCBI's taxonomy places the organism in Eukaryota, Metazoa, Chordata, Actinopteri, Gobiiformes, Gobiidae. Gene Ontology annotation, cellular component: nucleus. The record is from RefSeq and is a predicted model, not a curated record.